Messenger RNA from Salarias fasciatus (jewelled blenny), 3733 nucleotides. RefSeq names its product cap methyltransferase 2 (gene cmtr2). Gene Ontology annotation, biological process: methylation; 7-methylguanosine mRNA capping. Gene Ontology annotation, cellular component: cytoplasm; nucleus. The transcript has 3 exons. Gene Ontology annotation, molecular function: methyltransferase cap1 activity. The coding region runs from base 53 to 2323 and encodes 756 amino acids. NCBI's taxonomy places the organism in Eukaryota, Metazoa, Chordata, Actinopteri, Blenniiformes, Blenniidae. The record is from RefSeq and is a predicted model, not a curated record.
GCUGAGGCCGAUCCUCGUUGACUGUGGGGAACACUUUGAUCAGGUGUGGAGGAUGAGCUCGGGCCAUGGGACGAGGAGGAAAGUCGGCAAGCACCUCAACAGCAUGGUGGCGCCCGACCCCGAAGCCCUGGCUGAGAUUCAGGGUCUCUUUGGUAAAGUUAGGGCUUAUGUGAAGCCGCCCCCCGGGGAGUGGGCCGUCCCCGACCCCAACGUCUCUCUGAGGUACCCGGCGGAGGAACACCAGCAGCUGCAGACGCUGAAAGCCUCUCUGAACGCCGUGAAGAACCAGCUCAGUGACAAGAACGUCCAGGUCUGGCACCAGCACACAAACUCCACGAACCGGGCCGGGAAGGUGAUCGGCGCCGUGCGGUCCGCCGCCAACGCCGAGAUCUGCACUCAGGCCUGGUGCAAGUUCUACGAGAUCCUGGGAAGCUUCAGCCUGCUUCCGGAGGACGCGCUUCGGGACGGAGAGCUGAACACGGUCCACCUGUGUGAGGCGCCGGGCGCCUUCAUCACCGCUCUGAACCACUACAUGAAAACCAGCGAGGCCACGCGUUACUGCGACUGGGUCUGGGCCGCCAACACGCUCAACCCCUACCACGAGGCCAACGGCGGAGGCACGACCAUCGCCGACGACCGGCUGAUCGCCAACACGCUGCCCUGGUGGUUCUUCGGUUCCGACAACACGGGGAACAUCAUGAUCCAGAAGCACCUGCUGGACCUGCAGGCGUUCGUGUCCAACAUGCGGAGAGUGGACCUGGUGACGGCCGACGGCAGCUUCGACUGCCAGGAGAACCCGGACGAGCAGGAGGCGCUGGUGGCGUCGCUGCAUUACUGCGAAGCCACGGCCGCCCUGCUGCUCCUCAGCCCCGGCGGCUCCUUCGUGCUGAAGAUGUUCACGCUGUACGAGCACUCCUCCGUCUGCCUGCUCUACCUGCUCAACUGCUGCUUCCGCUCCGUCGCCGUCUUCAAGCCCGCCACCAGCAAAGCGGGAAACUCCGAGGUUUACGUCGUGUGUCUGGACUACGACGGCAAGGAAGCUGUGAGGCCUCUGCUCUCGAAACUCAUCCGGAACUACGGACCGAGCAUGGCCGACCGAGAGGCUCUCUUCCGGAGUUCUGCCAUCCCGGAGUCGUUUCUGACGCAGCACAGAGAGGUGUGCACGUACUUCCACUCACUGCAGGUGGAGACGAUCACAGAGAACCUCAGACUCUUUGAGGGGAUGACUGUGGAGCUGAGGCAGCGACUGGACUACAUCAGGGACUGCGUGGCUCACGAAUACCUGCAGCGGUUCCAGGUGAGCUUUCUCCCGCGGAGCCGGUGGAUCUCCCGGAACACGGUGAGCCCCGCCUGCUGCAGCGUGUCGGCAGGUCGACCUCUGGGACAGAAAAAGCAAACAGGCUCCUUCAACGAGCGCAGGGAGUUGCAGACCCUGAGCUGGAGGGAGCGCGUUCAGAAGAGUUGCCAUGCCGCCUGGAUCCAGAGCCACGCCUCGGAGGACCGCGGGCCCAGCUGUGUGCUGGAAGGACCCCUGUCCGUCUGCCAUGCGGAUUCAUGGUAUGUUGUUGUCGGCGCCGCGCUGCCCGCGGUCAGAAACUCUCCGUUCUGCGAAGGGGGAUUACUGAACCACCUGAACGAAGCCCCGGCUGAGUCGGCUGAGGACUGGAGCCGAGUCGCGCCCUGCGGCUCCUGCCGCGUGGCCUCUCCGGCCUCCAUCCUGUCCGAAGUCGCAGCUCUGUCAAACAAGAGUCCCGUCAAAGAAAACACAAAGAAACAGUGUCUGGUGUUUGGCAGCAGCUCAGAUUGGGGUGUCUGUGGGAGCCAAAUUGGGGAUUUAGAGUUAACAUUCUCUGCAGAGCCUUCAGUCCCUCAGAGACGCUGCGUCUCGCUGCACGACGGGGACCCGCUGUACCAGCAGCAGCUCCUGAGCCGCCUCGCCUCUGCCCUGCGGACGUUGCGCCCCGGGGACGCCCUGCUGCUCCCCCUGCUCUCCGCCCUCACCCGCGUGGCGGCGGCCGCCGUGCUCUGCCUGCACGCCUGCUUCGGCUCAGUGUCGUUCAGGUGCCCGCCCCCCUCCGGCGCGGUCGGCGCGGUGCUCGUGUGCGUCGGCUUCCGGCCCGACGCCGCUCCCCGGGUGCUCCCGAUCCUCACUGAGGUCCAGAACCGCAUGAGCGAGAUGUCAGGAGAAGAGGACUCCGCCGACAGGCAGGUGCUGCAGUUCGUUCCCAUGGAGGAGCUGCUCACCGGCGGACUGACCGAGUUUCUGUGGACCAUGAACUCUGAAAUCAUCCGGCAGAAGCUGCAUCUGCUCAUGCAGUCAUAGAUAGGUUCUCAAGCCAUCUCGCCGUGUUGCUGUCUGUUCCUCCCUGGUUGAAGCAGCAGCAGCAGCACGAGGCUGCAGCAGUCAGGCAGGUUGAGCAUCCUGUUACACUGUCCGCCUGUCCGUUGAGGUAUAAAGGCUUUUAUUUCACCCGUCAGGCUUGGUUUGACCAGGAAAGGCCACCGGUAUAGAAUCUGUGCCAAACGUGAAUCACAUGAUCUGCUGUGACGUUCGCAGUCUCUUGAUUUGCCAAAACCUGAUGCCUUCAUUACCCACUCAGCUCACAUCAUGAUAUUUUUAAUUUUCAGUCUUCUGUUUGACCCCAUGCUGCUGUCAUAUUGUGGCUUCAUCAGUCAUUUUAGAAGCACUGGAAAUAGCAGAGUUAAAAUGUUCUGUUUUAAUAUGUGUUUUUUUCCCUACAAUUUUAAUAACAGAACCCAAAAAGGAACAAAUGUGUUACUGGACUAAAUGCAGUCAUAAAUAUCGCCUUUGAGCUCCUAAUCUUACAACCAGAACAUGAGAAGCAGCCUCAAGUUGUCAUGUCAAUAUUUUUUUUAAAGUUUUGUUAUCAUUUCUUAUGUCCCUGUUUUACUGUGAUGUGAAAGUUCAUUUCAGUUUGGAUUUGAUGAAUGAAACAUCAGUUUGAAACAAGAUGGAAACAAGUGCCAUCAUUUAUAAAUUUAUGCUGAUGACAUUUUUAUUUUGGAAAAGUAAUCGUGCUGCAGCGGUUGUGUUUUUGGUAUGAGUUAGCGUUGUUGAAGAAGUAGAAGUGAGAUUUGUCCCGAGCAAUACAUUUCAAAGUUUAAUAGUUUAAAACCAAACAUUUGCUCCAAAACUGAAAUGACAGUGAUCCAGUGGAAUCAUUCAUAAAUACUGAUCAUUUAUGGCACAUUUGUGGCUCAUGGUGUUGAGUUAAGUCGCUUCACCGGGCAGAUCUCCACUGAUUUAAGGCGAGGUACUGCUUUAAAUUACUCGAAGUUCGUGAUUCAGCAGAAUUUACCUGUGAGUAAAUCCACUCAGGAUAUUUUGGAGCUGAGAAACAGAAGUCCAAACCUCCCGUCAGUCACUGACGUUUAUCUUCGCAUCGCAGAACCCUCAGAGUUCAGCCUCUGCAGUUCGUCAUCUGCCACAGUGACUUUUUGUUUCUUUAGUCUUGAAUCAAGCAUUCGGCAAAGAAAACUUUAUCAUAUCCUUUCGUUUGGAAAGAGAAAAUCUUCCUCCUCAUACGAUUGUUAAGACACUGACUUUUUUUUUUAAGGUUUUUGGUGUUUGAGUUGUUUGAAACAUCAGUCUGGGCUGAUUACAUUUCACUUCAUCUGAUGCUUUUAUUUGACCAUUCUCUGUGGCAGUGUCUGUAAUUUAACUGAGAAAUUUAUUUUUCGUACAAAAAUAAUAAAAAUUGUGUUCUGGCAA